AUGAACAGUAUGAAAAUAAAACUUUUGAUUUCUUAUAAACAUUACUCUCCGUCACUGUUGUGUAAUUUCCAAAAACUAAACCAUCAUCACAUAUUUUCAUCGUCGCUCGCUUAUUCUACAUUAAGUAGUAAACGUUUAUUUAAUCACUUUGUCAAACCAGAGAAUCCUUAUAGUUAUAAAAGUAUACACACUACAAGCUAUUUGAACAAUAAGAAGGAUUUUUAUAACAUAUUAGGAGUACCAAAAAACGCUUCUCAAAAAGAAAUUAAGAAAGCUUAUUAUCAACUCGCUAAAAAGUUUCAUCCAGAUACCAACAAGGGAGAUCCUAGUGCUAACAAAAAAUUUCAAGAAGUUUCUGAAGCCUAUGAAGUGUUAGGAGAUGAAAAAAAAAGAAGUACAUAUGACACAUGGGGAUCUAAUGUUAAUCCAAACCAUAUGGGUGGGCCUGGAGGAGGUACAGGAAAUGAUAAUUUCCAAAAUGCAUGGAGUUACCAAUCUAAUGUAGAUGCUGAAGAAUUAUUUAGGAAAAUAUUCAAUCAGAGUGGGUUUGGAAAUAAUAAUUCGUUUGAAGAAGAUUUUGCCGAUUCAAAAUUUGGAUUUGGAGCUGCUGAAGAAAUUGUUGUUAAAAUAACAUUUGAACAAGCUGCUCGAGGUGUGAACAAAGAUUUAAAUUUAAAUGUGGUUGAUAUUUGUCCCAAAUGCCGUGGUUCUCGUUGUGAAUUAGGAUAUAAAGCAACAACAUGUACUCAUUGUAAUGGAACUGGAAUGGAAACUGUCUCAAGAGGCCCCUUUUUAAUGAAGUCAACAUGUAGACAGUGUCAAGGAACUAGAGUUAUUAUAAAAAAUCCAUGUAUAGAAUGUCACGGGAAAGGAAGCACUGUACAACGUAAAAAAGUAACAGUACCAGUUCCAGCAGGAAUUGAAGACGGUCAAUCUAUUAGAAUUUUGGUCAACAGAAAUGAAGUUUUUGUUACUUUCAAAGUGGAAAAAUCUGAUUAUUUUAAAAGAGAUGGUUCUGAUAUCCAUACAGAUGCUAAAAUUUCUAUAUCUCAAGCAUUAUUAGGAGGAUCUAUUAGAGUUAGAGGCAUUUAUGAUGACCACACAGUGCAGAUUGCUCCCGGUACUAGCUCACACACCAAAAUUAGAUUAUUCAAACAAGGAAUGAAAAGAGUGAAUUCCAAUUUACUUGGUGACCAUUAUGUUAAUGUUAAAAUAGAUGUUCCUAAGUCAUUAACAAAGAAGCAGGAAGCAUUGAUUAAAGCUUAUGCAGAGCUUGAAGAAAAGACACCUGGAACAAUAAAAGACUUAAAUCAUAAAAAAGAUGGCCCAUCAGCUGAUCAAACACAAUCAACCCAAACAGCUGAUGAUGGGAUUUUCACAAAAAUUAAAAAAGCAUUAUUGGGAUAA
Messenger RNA from Macrosiphum euphorbiae (potato aphid), 1407 nucleotides. Lineage: Eukaryota; Metazoa; Arthropoda; Insecta; Hemiptera; Aphididae. The record is from the annotation of a GenBank genome assembly.